GGACGUGGAGAAGGCGAAGCUGCUGCUGGAGCAGCACUUGCUGCGGGUAAAUGAGGAAAUCUGCAGACUUGCUGCUCACCGGCUGCCAGCAGCACCACUUUCAGACGCAAGAGCUGUGCUGCAGCAAGACAUCAAAGAAAGCAGAAGUCGCAAGCUGCACGUCCACCUGCAGCAGCAGCAGCAGCAGCAGCAAGAGCAGCAGGAGCCGCAAGAGGGGGGAGCGGAGAAAGAGGAGGAGCGGCAGCAGCAGCAGGGCCAAAAAACGCAGGAAGAACAUGGAGAGGAGAUGCAGCAGCAGCAGCAGCAGUGGAAGCAGCAGCAAGGGGGCAGAGGAACAACACUCACGUUCAGAGGCCAAACACAACAGGUCACUGCUACUGCUGCUGCUAGGGCUGGUGCUGCUGCUGCUGCUGCUCAACUGCUGUCUACGGACUCAGCCAGUCCCGCAGCAGCAGCAGCAGCAGCAGCAGUGCUCGCACAAGCAGCAGUGACAGUUGCGGUCAAGGAACAGCAACGGCAGCAGCAGCAGCAGGAGCAGCAGCAGCAGCAGCGAAGAAGCUGCCUCGCUAACAAACCCCCACUCAGUGACGCAGAGCAGCAGCAGCAGAAGCAGAAGCAGCAGCAGCAGCAACGGCAGAAGCGGCAGCAGCAGCGGCGAAGCAAACAUAUGGGGGUUCGUUUUCUAGUGGAUUCCGAGAUGGAGAGCAGCAAAAGACAAUCUAGCAGCGCCACUGUGUCAGCAGCAGCAGCAGCAGCAGCACCAGCAGCAGAAGAUGCAGCAGGAGAAGAAGCAGCAGCAGCAGAAGCAGAAGACGGCAUGCUGCGCCGCAGCAGCAGCAACAGCAGCAUUAGAAGCCGCGUUCUCAGUGCAGCAAGAAGACUCUCUUCCUUAGUUGUCUCUGGGCCUUCUCGGCGCAGCCGUUUGCAACGCCAGCCUUUUGUCUUAUUAUGUUUAUUUAAAGUUUCUUCAUUUAUAAAAUAG
Eimeria tenella is the source of this 982-nucleotide messenger RNA. RefSeq lists its product as uncharacterized. The annotation marks the transcript as partial. NCBI's taxonomy places the organism in Eukaryota, Apicomplexa, Conoidasida, Eucoccidiorida, Eimeriidae. The record is from RefSeq and is a predicted model, not a curated record. The transcript is spliced from 3 exons.